UUGGUGCGUGGACAAAAAUCAUAAAAACAGUGAUUAGUUUUUUAACUCUAAUUCGAUUUGUGUUAUUACAAUUAUAUAGUUUUAAACAAUUUAAAAUCAAUAAUUUAAAAAAAAAUUAUUCUCAAAAGCUAUGGUCAAGCUUAUAUACAAUGUGGAUCAAAAUAGUGAAAAACAUUUUUUUUUCUCUAAUUCGUACUCCAGUGUUAUAAAUCUGAGUAAUAGUAGCUACUAUCUGUUUCGAUGAGAUCUCGUUACUAAACAUUUCAUGAUAACUCUUCACUCAUUUUUAUGUGUCUAAGAUAUAAAGAAAUUAAAAGUUGUCCAUAAAUUUUUCAUCCUGGCUAACGAUUUAUCAAACAGUACCGGCCAAGUCGGUGGCGUAGAUAGCUCCGUCGGCGGUGGUGAAGGAUCGACUCAUAAUGCCACCAUUGGAUCCUCAAAUUCAUCAGCCAAUACAAAUUCUACAAACUCUUCGACGCCUCUUAAUAUCGAACAUCAGCAAUUCAAUAUUUUUCCUGCAAUUUUCAGUAGACAACUCAAUUUUACCUCCUCUUCUGCAUCUCAUUGUAGUCAAACGAAACUCAUGGAUGAUCUAAGACCUAAUCUUGGUUUGUUAGGUGUAAAUCUAAUGGAAAAUGACACAUUUCACAUUAAUCAUAAUCAAGAAAAAAGAAAGUGUAGCAGUACUAGUUCGAAUGAACAAGACUUCAUGUAUGCAGUACAUCAAAGUCUAGAAACAAAUCCAUCAAAUGUAUCGAUAGCGACAAGCAGAAACAGCACUAGUAAUACUUCUUUAGGAGAUAUUGGAGUGUUCAAAAAAUUAAAACCAGAUCCAUGUAUACCGAGCCCUCACAUAAGUCAUCCACCAAGCUGUCCCACUCCAGCUCGCAGACGACACAGAACAACUUUCACUCAAGAGCAAUUAAAUGAAUUGGAAUCAGCAUUUGCGAAAUCUCACUACCCAGAUAUCUAUUGCAGAGAAGAACUAGCUAGAAGUACUAAGUUAAAUGAAGCUAGAAUUCAGGUUUGGUUUCAGAACAGGAGAGCCAAAUAUCGUAAGCAAGAAAAACAAUUACAAAAAGCACUAGCACCCAUUCCAGCUUGUCAAAGCUCAAUGAUGAGAAAUAUUUACCCUGGAAGUACCAGAGGUUACCAGCCAUACCCUCACCCGCAUAAUACCAUAAAUGGGAUUAACCGAUAUCCACAGAUGAGUGGUGCAACUUACUCAGGUAUGACUCAGCCAUUUACAAUGACUCAUUCAACAUCUAAUAUGUCAGCAGUAGCUAGCAUGAGACAAGAAUCCGUAGGUAUAGCUGCCGAAGAUGAAUGGUAUAAUAAAAGCAUUUCAGCAUUACGAAUGAAUAGCACACAUCACCCAAAUUUGACUACUCCAAUGCUACAAUAUCAAACAUAACUCUGGAUGCUUCAAAAUGAAUAAAUAAAAAUUUUGUGUAAAUUUAAAAUCGAUAAAAAUUGUUUGUUAUUUUCUGCAAUCUAUGGUAAUAUUGUUUUAAAUAUACCCGACGAACUAAAAUCAUAAAAGAAUAAAUCAGUGAGUGUGAAUAUACGUGUAUACGUGUGAGUGUAAAUUAUCUGAAGUAAAAAAUUAACAAGAUUUACUAUUCAAACUUAUAUUAAAUUAGAUUUGCAAAUGUCCUUAAUAAAGUGCUGUAUACCAUAACGUACAGACUAUGAAAAAAUAAGAAAGCUGAUAAACUAUUUCACAUGAAUAACAAUUAUUUGUUGAUGAUUAUUUGCAGAUAAAUUUAGCUAUAUAAGUUUCAUUUACAUAUACCAUACAAUAAAAAUAGUUAAGUAGAAUUUCAAACCUUGUAACAUUUGGACUCUACGCUAAAAAUAAUUUUGAGUGCAAAUACAAUCUAAUAUAGGA
Molecule: messenger RNA, 1891 nt
Organism: Trichogramma pretiosum
Lineage: Eukaryota; Metazoa; Arthropoda; Insecta; Hymenoptera; Trichogrammatidae
Product: homeobox protein prophet of Pit-1-like
Exons: 6
Coding region: 584-1414 (276 amino acids)
Biological process (GO): regulation of transcription by RNA polymerase II
Molecular function (GO): RNA polymerase II transcription regulatory region sequence-specific DNA binding; DNA-binding transcription factor activity, RNA polymerase II-specific
Source: RefSeq, a predicted model, not a curated record